GUGUUGACAACACCUGGGAACUUAUUCGAAAAUGGAUGCGAAGCCUCAUCGUAUUCGCGCCCGCGGUGACGAGAACGUGCCGCCCUCCCUUCAUAACAAUAAAACCAUCCAUCAGCGCAACAAGUCCAUGUCAGCGCUAAACGCCACCCAGGCCGCCAAGAAUGGUACUCGACGGGCAUUCGGUGAUGUGAACAUCAAUAAGGACUUGUCGCGCGCUAGUCGCGAUGACUCGGCCCUUACGGGAAAGCCUGCGUUGCAGGUUUCGGAGAAGCCUGCGCUUACACAGGUUACCCAGCGCCCCGUGUCCCUAUCUAGCUCCAAGAGUCUGUUGAACAAUAUUACUACGAAGCCUGUCAACCCAGCUGGCAAGGCCCAAGCUACCAAAAUAACUAAGCGAAGCACUGCCGUCUUCCGCGACCACCUCGAGCCCGUCGUUGAGAAGGAAACAUCCAAGGAAACUCUCACUAGCCGUUCUGUUCGGAGGAUUGAGCAAUCUUCUGAUACGGAAGCAAAUGGACCAAAGGAGAUUGAGAAGCUCGAAAAGAAGGAAGCUUCAAUUGUUCCCGCAGACGAGUCCUUAGUGUCGACUGCAUCGGAUACCACCAUCUCUGAUACCGAAGAGCCUAAGACUGCUACCUCGGCUAAAAUCACAGCACCCAUUGUCUCUGAGCCUGAAGAGUACUGGGAGGACGAAGAUGAUAGUUUAACCGCACCCUCAAAUUUGCGCGCCGACAACACUACUGGCGGCACCACCAUGGUCAUUUAUCCCAAGUUCACCGCUGGUACCAAGCGCCAAAUUCUGCAGGCGAAAGAGAUCGUCGAAGCUUCCCUCACAGAGGAGGAUAUUCUGGACGAUUUCUAUGAUUCUAGCAUGGUUCCAGAGUAUAGUGCUGAGAUUUUCCUCUACCUUCGACAAAAAGAGGUUUCGAUGCUUCCAGUUGCUGAUUAUAUGGCCAAUCAGACCGAGAUUCAAUGGUCCAUGCGCGCAGUCUUAAUGGAUUGGCUGGUGCAGGUGCACUUCCGUUUUGCCCUCUUCCCAGAGACCUUAUAUCUCUGCGUGAAUUACAUCGACCGAUUCCUUUCUCGAAAAAUUGUCUCCUUGGGUAAGCUGCAGCUAGUGGGUGCCACCGCGCUAUUCAUUGCAGCCAAGUACGAGGAGAUUACUGCGCCCUCCGUUCAAGAGAUCGUCUACAUGGUUGAUGGGGGCUACACUGUCGAUGAGAUUCUCAAGGCCGAGCGCUACAUGCUAACCAUACUCAACUUUGAGUUGGGAUGGCCCGGCCCAAUGAGCUUCCUUCGUCGGGUUAGCAAAGCAGACGAUUAUGACCUGGAGACUCGGACUGUCGCCAAGUAUUUUAUUGAGCUCACUAUUAUGGAUGAGCGUUUUGUUUGCACUCCUCCUAGCUUUGCCGCCGCAGGCGCCCAUUGUCUGGCCCGACUGAUGCUUCGCAAAGGAUGCUGGACUCCGGCCCACGCUUACUACUCCGGAUACACCUACGCCCAACUGCUCCCUGUCAUCACCAACAUGCUAGACUGCUGUCAAAACCAACAAACUCAUCACCAGGCGAUCUAUGAGAAAUACGUCGACCGUCGAUUCAAGCGUGCCUCGCUGUUCGUGGAGAAUGAGGUUCAGGCUGGUUUCUCCCUGCCUGCCGCUACUCCCUUCCGCGAACCUGCACGUCUGGCUGGAGAAGCCAACUACUAAACUCUGUUUUCGAAUUUCCGCAAGCUGAAAGCGCUUCUAACUUGCUCAACAAUACCCCACAUUCUCUAUCGCGUUUCUCAUUUCAUUUAUGCGUUUCGGAAUCAGGCUGUUGGAGGGGAUAUGGUACGGGAAGGCGUUUGUUUGAUUGUUCAUGGAGCUCUCUUUUCUUUUAUCAUGACAUCGAGAUGACUUUGACGCCAUUGUUCCGCGAGGAGUUUUACGGAUCGGAAAGGCGUUUUCUGCUUCUCGGCGUCACCUAAUCCUUU
This is a messenger RNA of Penicillium pulvis, 1971 nucleotides long. RefSeq names its product cyclin family protein. The transcript has 4 exons. Lineage: Eukaryota; Fungi; Ascomycota; Eurotiomycetes; Eurotiales; Aspergillaceae. Gene Ontology annotation, biological process: regulation of cyclin-dependent protein serine/threonine kinase activity; mitotic cell cycle phase transition. Gene Ontology annotation, cellular component: cyclin-dependent protein kinase holoenzyme complex; centrosome; nucleus. The record is from RefSeq and is a predicted model, not a curated record. Gene Ontology annotation, molecular function: cyclin-dependent protein serine/threonine kinase regulator activity. The coding region runs from base 32 to 1705 and encodes 557 amino acids.